AUGUCCGCUCUCGACGCCAUCGGGCCCGUUUGUGGCCACGCAAUCGAUCAAGACGUUGCCAAUGCAGCCUCAAAUGCCUCAAUUAAUGCCUCGGAUCUCCUGGAUCAAGAGCUCGGUCGCAAACUGGAGACCCCGCUGGACGAGCGCGGCGAAAUCGUCCUGGCACAGCUCCAGGCUUUCGAAUUGUUCCGAUUCUCGUACCCCGCCGACCAUGGCCAAGCCCUGCACGAUUGGAUAGAGGAAGAGUUUGCGCUUGCUGUGGAUGAGGAAAAGGUCUUCCAAUUCUGGGACGACGUCAAGAGCAAGGGCAGCACGCGAUCGGAGACGUUGAACAACACAGACAACCUUUACUACGUUUGGAGAAUCGUCGACCACCGCCGACAUGCCGCCGCCCCGAACCACGAGCCUGGCGAGCUCAAGGAAAAAGCCACCCCCGCGUUUAUUGAUACCAUUCCUGGCUCCUUAUUCAACGACUACCUCGCCUGCCACAACCUGACGCGCAUGCUGCGAACGAGGAAGAAGACUGGCAGAAAACCGAAGGCCAAAGCUCGGAACGGAAGCAUUGCCGCCAAACAGCAUCCUCGACGAAGCUCGGUCUCCGUUGACCAUCGCAACCAGUCCGACGAGAGUACUAUUCACCCCAAUCACGGCGAUGUUCCUCGAAGCCCCUCCUUCGCAGGAUACCCUGGCAUUGGUGGUCUCCCGGCUUCUGGUCAUGGACCCAACAUCCCGGACUGCUCCUCCGGUUGCCACCAACAAGAAGCCUCCAUACUUUCAGUGGCAGAAAGCCCCCGCGGAUGGAGCGGCCCAGGAUUACGUGUCAACAUGAUGUCCGGACAGAUCGAAUACAAUGCCUUGACGGCGACCGGAACUUCCUACGCCGACGAGACCAGCCUCAUCAAUCAAAUCAACGACAUGAGACUGUCCCCCGAGAGUGCAUUGGCAGAAAAGACCAUUCAAGUUGAGAUUUUAGGACGGGAGCUAAGAAGACAGGCGGAACAAAGCGUCGAGGAGCGGCGGCAGGCAUUCGAAGAUCGGGAGAAGUUCAAAGUGGCCGAGACAGAGACCCGGAGGCUGUCGAUGCAGCUUGACAGGGCAAAUGGGUACAUCGCUGAGUUGGAGGCGCGGAACAGCAUGCUCCGUCAGCAGCUUCAGCGUGCAGAUGUUCAAGUAGAUGGCUGA
Colletotrichum chrysophilum is the source of this 1182-nucleotide messenger RNA. RefSeq lists its product as uncharacterized. The transcript is spliced from 4 exons. Bases 1 to 1182 code for a protein of 393 amino acids. The record is from RefSeq and is a predicted model, not a curated record. Lineage: Eukaryota; Fungi; Ascomycota; Sordariomycetes; Glomerellales; Glomerellaceae.